AGGAGAAUUAUAAAUAAAGUACACUUUUUUAAUUUUAUUACAAAAAUGUUGACGCCAAGGUUUGAAAUAACUCAAACUGACACAGAAGUUUCAAUAAUUAUUCAUGCACCAUAUGCUAAUAUUAAUGACACAGAAGUUUAUGUUGAUGGAACAGACUUCAGAUUUUAUUCUACACCAUAUUAUUUAAGGUUAAAGCUUCCAGGUGAAAUAGAAGAAAAUGAUUCAUCCUUUGGAUCUUAUGAUUGUGAAAAAGGAGAUUUCUUUUUAAGGUUUUCAAAAGCAAUCAAAGGAGAAUAUUUUGAAAAUUUAGAUAUGAUAAGCACAGUGUUAGCUGCACCAAAAAAGAAGAGUACAAUUGUUCCUAAUAUUGAAGUAAUUGGCAAUCCAUCAGCUAAUUCUGAAGAUAUUAAUGACAUAUCAAACGAGCAUGAAUUUGCAGCAGAUGAUGAAAAUACUAAUGGGGAUGAAUGGUAUAUGCAACAAAACAAUCUUGCAGAAACUAUACCACUUUUGCCUUCUUCUCCCAAAUAUGGUUUUGCAAAUAAAAUAUCUGGAGCUUUAGCAGCAUUUGAGUCAGCAUGGAUUAAGGAAAUAAUAGAUCUUCCAAAGCCAGAUGUAACACCUCAAUCUGAAAGAAGAGGUUUACGGGAAAAACAUGAAGUUUCUGAUUUUAAUGAGGAGCAUUACUUAGCAGAUCUUAUGCAGCUAGAAUGUAUAGAACCAUACAUCUUAUUCAAUGCUGAAUGGGAUACUUUAAAAAAGGAAAAUGUUUCUUUCAAUGAAACUGAAGUAGAUCUUUUAAAAGAACUUCCAAACAAAGAAUAUUUAUUAAACAAUGGAGAAACACAUAAGUUACUUUUAAGUUUAGUUGAUAUUUUAUUUGGUAGCUGCUAUAAUCACAGAACAACAAUGGGAGAAAAUACUGUUGAAAGCAGUUGGACUGUAAAUAAAUUAAGUUCUACUCUAUCUUGGUUUGAUGAUUUUUCUGAUGCAGAAGAAGUUAUAAAGGCAUGCUUUAGAAGAUCAAUAUGUUAUCCACUUUGCAGAAAUUGGAAUCUCUCUAAGAAAGUUUUGGAAGAUGUAAAAAAGGUUAUUAAGUUAGGUAAAAAAUACAUUAUAAAACGUUUCUGUGAGAUACAUAGUCUUUUCAAUGAUUCAUGUGAACCACGAUAUAUAUUAAAUCAAUUAUAUAUAAAAGAUUAUCUAAUUUGGUUACAACAAAUUAAUGAAUCAUUAAUAGAAUCAUUGGAUUCUCUCAUUGAUAAUAUUCAACCUUUAAAAGAAGAUAUGCACCUUGAUCUGUUAGAGUUAGAGCAAGCAGCUUAUUCUGUACAAGAGGAAGAUCUUAUUAUAGAAAAUUCUAUUCAUGAAAUGGUGGAUCAAAUAGAUGCAUUGUCAGUUAAUGAUAAUAAUAAAAACAAGCCAAAGACUAUAUACCACAUUAAAGAUGGACAUACAUUAAAGUAUUUGUUAUCGUGCAGCUCGAGUUCAAGUGACAGCAGUGAUACUGAUUCUGAGACUGAUACUGAAAGUAGCACUUCCGAGACUGAUUCAGAAAGUAGUACCACAACAACAAGCAAUAGUAAUAGCUUAGAUUCCGACGAUGUGAGCGAUCCAGAAGAAAUCACAAAUAAAUGCAUUUAACCAUUAAUUGUUACAU
Molecule: messenger RNA, 1660 nt
Organism: Habropoda laboriosa
Lineage: Eukaryota; Metazoa; Arthropoda; Insecta; Hymenoptera; Apidae
Product: protein SHQ1 homolog
Exons: 8
Coding region: 46-1644 (532 amino acids)
Biological process (GO): box H/ACA snoRNP assembly
Cellular component (GO): nucleoplasm; cytoplasm
Source: RefSeq, a predicted model, not a curated record